Molecule: messenger RNA, 2485 nt
Organism: Galendromus occidentalis (western predatory mite)
Lineage: Eukaryota; Metazoa; Arthropoda; Arachnida; Mesostigmata; Phytoseiidae
Product: dipeptidyl peptidase 3
Exons: 11
Coding region: 78-2351 (757 amino acids)
Biological process (GO): proteolysis
Cellular component (GO): cytoplasm
Molecular function (GO): metalloexopeptidase activity; dipeptidyl-peptidase activity
Source: RefSeq, a predicted model, not a curated record
UGUGGAGGCGUCGCCGGUGGAUUCUUUUGUCAGAUUCCGUCCUUGAAGUUCGAGCUCAAUUCGCAAUUUCUGAAGCUAUGAGCAAUGUUCGUUGGUGGCUGCCUGCCUUGAGUGUCGGUGUAGCAAUUUUCGUGGCUGCCUGGAUCUCUCGGAAUGGUAUCGCUCCUCCAAUGGCUCUACCCAAUCAAUUCUACCCGAAGGACACUCCCUUCGGGAAACUCAGCUGUGAAGAGGCUUUCAAGGGUCUCAAGCCGCAAGAAAAGCGCUAUGCUCAUUUCAUGUCGAGAGCCAGUUGGUAUGGACAACUCAUCGUGUUCCACCAAACCUCCCCGGAAGCGCCCCUGAUCUUCAUAUUCUUGGAUAAAGUUCUACGGUCGAAACCAACUCUAGACGGCGUGACAACGAACCUCAAAGAACAAUUCAGCUUCACGGACGAUGACGUAAAAGCGUUCCUCGUCUACUGUGGCGCUUUCUUCUCCGCAGGCGGCAACUAUCGGGCCUUCGGUGACACGAAGUUUGUGCCCGACGUGCCGAUAAACAAGAUGCAGACGGUUCUGCGAAGUUUAUUCCCGGAAGACCAAGAUUUCUGGGCUGAACACUGUCUGGAACCGAUGUACGAUUUUAAGGAAUCGGUUCGCAUUCGGGGCUUCCCUCCACAUGGCAUAAACUCAUACUGGUCGUCGAACUGCAACGAGAAAGAUGCGGCGAUCGUCGCCGAGUUUCUCACCGGGAAGAGACUCGACGCGUACAAUCAACGAGCUUUCAAGGAGGUCGUUGACGGAAAAACCUCCUACGAGAUCAGAGUUGCCUCACGUCAACUCUCUAAUGAAACUGAUACAACCGCGGAAAAACUUCUGAGCCUCCAUGAGGAUCGGAAUGGUAUUCAGUUCCGUGUCAGGAGAGGCGACUAUUCGAGCCUCUUAGGGGAUGUGAUAGAGAGCUUGGAAUCAGCCUCGAAGGAAGCCGCCAACGAGAACCAACGGAACAUGUUGAGGGAAUACGUCAAAUACUUCGAAACGGGCUCAAUCCAGGCCCAUAAGGAUGGGUCCCGUUCGUGGGUGAUGGACAAGGGCCCGGCUGUCGAGACAUACAUCGGUUUCAUCGAAAACUAUCGUGAUCCCGCUGGAGCUCGUGCGGAGUUCGAAGGCUUCGUAGCUGUUGUGAAUCGGGAAGGCUCCAAAAGACUUGGCGUUCUCGUCGAAAAAGCAGAAGCUGUCAUCAAGGAGUCGAUGCCGUGGCCUCGCCCUUUCGAGAAGGAUUCCUAUCUGAAGCCGGAUUUCACAGCUUUGGACAUUAUAUCCUUUGCUUCAAGCGGAGUUCCGAUUGGAAUCAAUAUUCCGAAUUAUAAUGAAAUUCGACAGAAUGAGGGAUUCAAGAAUGUGCACCUCGAAAACUCGAUGAAAGCUCGGAUGUCCGCUGCAGAGAUCGACUUCGUCACCAAGACCGACGCCGACUUGCUGAAGAAAUAUCGAGAUGCUGCUCUUGGAGUACAGGUCGGACUACAUGAGCUCCUCGGCCAUGGAACCGGCAAGCUCUUCGAGAAAGAUCCUGUCAAGGGCGCGAAUUUCGACGUGUCGACCGUGAAUCCUCUGACAGGCAAACCGGUCGAGACAUGGUACACUGCGGGUCAAACGUACGAUUCACAGUUCGGAAACAUGAGUUCCACUUACGAAGAGUGCAGAGCCGAAGCCAUCGGCAUAUACCUCACCCUUGAGCGUCACAUCCUGGAAAUUUUCGGUCAUGUCGAAACUCAACAGCAAGACGACAUCGUUUACGCGAAUUGGCUGAUGAUGGUAUUAGCUGGUCUCCGGAGCUUGGAGACUUACGAUCCCGAUGCGAAGAAGUGGGGACAAGCUCAUUCCCAAGCUCGCUACGUCAUCCUCCGAGUCCUCUUGGAAUCUGCUCCAGGACUUGUCACGAUCGAGGAGAGCCUUGGUGAAACGGACAAAAAACCCGACUUGCGAGUCACCUUGAAAAGGGAAGAGAUACACAAGAAAGGCAAGCAAGCCAUGCGAGAUUUCCUGGUCAAACUGCAGGUCUAUAAAUCACUCGCUGACAUCAAGGAAGCGUCAAAAAUGUACCUUCGCCUCUCGGAAGUCCCUGCCCAGUCCCAAUUUGCGAACUGGAGAGAUAUCGUGAUCGCUCGGAAGAAACCACGAAUGAUCCUGGUUCAAUCGAACACCCGCUUGAACGCUGCCUCUAACGAGGUCGAACUGCUCUCCUACCCAAACACGCCGGAGGGUUUUGCCCAGUCUUGGAUAGAUCGUCACGCGAAUCCAGACAGUAUCUACGAUUCGAUGCUAGCAUUGUACAAGAAAGACCAGAAGCACUUCCAGCCAGAGAAAAAUUGAGGAGAGACGGACAGACAGUCAUACGAGGGGGCAAGGCGUCUAUAUUGUGAGAUAUUAAGCCUCCCGGCGAUGCCAAGAGACCCACCAACGAAUGACUUGGGAUGAUCGAAAUAAAAAUGAACCUAUUUUCUAUA